AUGUCGCAAAUCUUGAAGAGACUUCAUCGUGGAGGCGGUGGAUCUAGAGAAGGAGAUGCGUCAGGAGGCGAUAAAGGCAAAGGGAAGGCUUCUUCUUCAAAAGGCAAAGGAAAAAUGAUGGCGUGCAACGAAGCUUCAAAACUGGAUUGUGCUAUGGUGGGUGCUGUAAUUCCUAACUUCAGAGCUGGUUUGUGUUUGUUUUUGAUACGUGCUUGUGUAAAUUAUCUCAAAUUGGAGCUUAUCAGGAGGCUUUGUAUCCAAAGAUCUGCUAGCUUUCUGCCUUACUACUGGGCUGUAUUGAGACUGCCUAGUUGCAGUGAAGUUGGAAGUUGCUGGAUAGAUGUCAAGACAGUUGAUGGGAAAAUCAUUGUGUCACAUAUUGAUGAACCAUAUUCCUUUACUAUUGGUAAAUCUGAGUUACCAAAAGCGCUUGAGGUGGGCAUUGGGACAAUGACACGUGGAGAAAAAGCAGCAAUUUUCCUGAGUAAAAGCUACAUGACAAAAUCUUCUCUUUGGUCGAUGAUUGAAGGUUACGAUGAGAUUCAGUUUGAAGUUGAACUGGUCCACUUUAUUCAGGUAAGGGACAUGCUUGGUGAUGGCCGUCUUAUAAAACGCCGUGUUGUUGAUGGGCAAGGUGAAUUUCCCAUGGACUGCCCUCUUCAUGAUAGCUUGUUGAGAGUGCAUUACAAAGGAAUGCUUCUUGAUGAAGAAAAGACAGUGUUUUAUGAUACUAAAGUUGAUAACUAUGGCCAGCCUUUGGAGUUCAAAUCUGGAGAAGGGCUUGUGCCUGAGGGACUUGAAAUGUGUGUUCGACUUAUGCUUCCUGGAGAGAUAGCACUGGUCACUAGUCCUCCUGAUUAUGCAUAUGAUAAAUUUUCAAGGCCUGCUAAUGUUCCUGAAGGAGCUCAUGUCCAGUGGGAAAUCGAGUUGCUUGGCUUUGAGAUGCCCAAGGAUUGGACUGGAUUGACAUUUCAAGAAAUUAUGGAUGAGGCAGAGAACAUCAAAAACACGGGAAAUAGGUUAUUCAAAGAAGGGAAGUAUGAACUUGCUAAAGCAAAGUAUGAGAAGGUGCUUCGGGAGUAUAAUCAUGUAAAUCCUCAAGAUGAUGAGGAAGGGAAAAUCUUUUUGAAUUCAAGAAACACAUUACAAUUGAAUGUUGCAGCCUGUUAUCAGAAAAUGGAUGAACACAGAAAAUCUAUUGAGACUUGCAAUAAGGUGUUAGAUGCUGGCCCUGCACAUGUCAAGGCCUUGUAUCGACGUGGCAUGGCAUACAUGUUGCUUGGAGAUUUUGUAGAAGCAAAGAAAGAUUUUGAAAUGAUGAUGAAAGUUGAUAAAACUGCAGAACCUGAUGCUAUAGCUGCCCUUCUUAAGCUAAAACAAAAGGAGCAGGAGACUGAAAAGAAGGCAAGGAGACAAUUCAAAGGGCUAUUUGACAAGAAGCCCGGAGAAAUUUCUGAAGUUGGGAAUGAUGUAAAAGAUGGCAGCACUCCUGAUGACUCAAAGCCUGAAACUCAGAACACCAUGUUGGAAAAAGAAACUGGUGAUAAGGAUCACAUUGAUGGAGAUGCCGCUGAGAGUAUAUAUGAACCAGAUAGGAUAGGGCUUCUUGGCCGGUUAUGGCCUUCUGGGAGUCGGAUCUUUGCUGCUCUUGGAUUGAACAAAUGCUCAAUACUGUGAAGUGAUGUUCUGUUAGUGAAUAUUUCAAACUUGCAGAUAGCUACUUAAUCACCUUGUUUCCUCUCCAAAGUUGACCUUAUUUGGAGCUAGUAAUUUAAUUUUAUUGCAGCUUCUGUUGUUGUUCUGUUGUUUCUCUAAUCUCACAAUUUUAUUGUAUACCAGUUAAUGAUCCUUGACCUUUUGUAAGUCUAAUGUAUCCUGUAUUCUAUUCACAUACUGGCCUUGUAUUGGACAAUUCAUGUAGGCAAGAUGUUAAUAAAAUGCAGCUAUUUGCCUCGU
This is a messenger RNA of Zingiber officinale, 1956 nucleotides long. RefSeq names its product peptidyl-prolyl cis-trans isomerase PASTICCINO1-like. NCBI's taxonomy places the organism in Eukaryota, Viridiplantae, Streptophyta, Magnoliopsida, Zingiberales, Zingiberaceae. Bases 1 to 1677 code for a protein of 558 amino acids. The record is from RefSeq and is a predicted model, not a curated record. Gene Ontology annotation, molecular function: peptidyl-prolyl cis-trans isomerase activity; protein binding. The transcript has 17 exons.